Molecule: messenger RNA, 1068 nt
Organism: Triticum turgidum subsp. durum (durum wheat)
Lineage: Eukaryota; Viridiplantae; Streptophyta; Magnoliopsida; Poales; Poaceae
Source: the annotation of a GenBank genome assembly
AUGUCCUCGUCGUCCGCCGCCGCCGGCGCCUCCGUGCCGGGGGCCACGCCGGCGGACGCCCUCCGCCGCAACCGUAUCAUCUCCAGCAAGCUCUACUUCGACGUGCCGGGCUCCAAGGCUCCGGUGGUCUACUCCACGGCGUACGACAUCGCCUUCCUCGGCAUCGAGAAGAUGCACCCGUUCGAUUCCUCCAAAUGGGGCCGCAUAUGCAGGUUCCUCACCAAAGAAGGCCACCUGGAGAAGAACCGAGUGGUGGAGCCAUUGGAGGCUUCCAGGGAAGACCUGCUGGUGGUUCACACGGAGGCAUACUUGAACAGCCUCAAGAGCAGCUUCAGGGUUGCAGCCAUUGUAGAGGUUCCUCCAUUAACGCUCAUUCCUAAUUGGCUCGUACAGCAAAGGCUACUGUACCCCUUCCGGAAACAGGUGGGUGGGUCCAUUUUAUCAGCUAAACUUGCGCUUGAGAGAGGAUGGGCGAUUAAUGUCGGUGGAGGGUUUCACCAUUGUUCGGCGGAGGAAGGGGGUGGAUUUUGUGCAUACGCUGAUAUUACGCUCUGCAUUCAGUUUGCGUUUGUCCGUCUGGAUAUUUCAAGAGUAAUGAUCAUAGAUCUGGAUGCUCACCAAGGAAAUGGUCAUGAGAAGGAUUUUGCUCAUGAUGGAAGGGUUUACAUUUUGGACAUGUACAAUGCUGGAAUUUAUCCGUUUGAUCAUGCUGCUAAGCGAUAUAUUGAUCAGAAAGUUGAGUUAGUUAGUGGGACAGAAACAGAUGAUUACUUGGAUCAGCUUGACAAGGCUUUGAAGGUCGCCCAAACUAGAUUCCAGCCCCAGCUUAUUAUUUAUAAUGCUGGGACAGACAUCCUGGAUGGUGAUCCAUUGGGCAACUUGAAGAUAAGCCCUGAAGGUGUGGUGAUCAGAGAUGAGAAGGUGUUCAGAUUUGCAAAAGAUCAGAACAUUCCACUUGUCAUGAUGACAUCAGGAGGCUACAUGAAGUCGAGCGCACGUGUAAUCGCAGAUUCGAUUACCAAUCUCUCACAGAAGGACUUGAUACAGCUAGGUAGCCAGCCAGACUAA